GCUUACGCCUUAUGUAAGCCCCCCUGGGGAAGGCAAAAACACAACUUGUUGGAGCCGAGCUGCCCAACUAUAGCAGCUGCUAGACCCUGGACAGAGCAAGGGCUUCAGCCACCUCGACCACCAGCCCCACCGGAGGGAGCCAGGCCCAGCCAUCAGCUCUGGACCAUCUUGCCCGGCGCCAUGACCUUCUCCAAGCUCAUAGACAACGUGAACAGCAAGGGCCCCUUCCAGUUCCUCGUCACGGCCCUGCUAGCCAUCCCCAUCCUGGGCAUGGCCAACCACUACCUGCUGCAGAUCUUCACGGCAGCGACCCCCGCCCACCACUGCCGCCCACCCCCCAACGCCUCCGCAGGGCCCUGGCUACUCCCCACGGGCCUGAACGGGAAGCCUGAACCGUGCCUUCGCUUCAUAUACCCACCCAACGCCAGCCUGCCCAACGACACCCAGGGGGCCACCGAGCCAUGCCUGGAUGGCUGGGUCUACAACAUCAGCACCAGGGAUUCCAUUGUGACUGAGUGGAGCCUUUCGUGUAACACCAGGAAGCUCCCUCCGACCAGCAAGAUAUUUUUCCUGGGCCUCAUCAGGGGUGGGAUCCCCUCCUCUCCUUUGAGCUGCAGGUUUGGCCGAAAGCCCAUCCUGUCCUGCAGCUACCUGAUGCUGGCGGCCAGUGGCUCGGGUGCAGCCUUCAGCCCCACCUUGCCUGUCUACAUGGUCUUGCGCUUCAUGUGUGGCUUCAGCAUCUCAGGUGUUAGCCUGAGCACCGUGAUCUUGAAUGUCGAGUGGGUGUCCACCCGGAUGCGGGCCAUCACAUCGACUACAAUCGGCUACUUCUACACCUUUGGCCAGUUCAUUCUGCCCGGCCUGGCCUAUGCCAUCCCCCAGUGGCGCUGGCUACAGUUCACCGUGUCCAUGCCCUUCUUUGCCUUCUUCCUGCUGUCCUGGUGGGUACCAGAGUCCAUACGCUGGAUGGUCCUGUCUGGGAAGUCUUCAAAGGCCCUGAAGAUUCUCCAGUGGGUGGCUAUCUUCAAUGGCAAGAAGGAAGAAGGAGAAAAACUCAGCCUCGAGGAGCUCAGACUCAACCUGCAGAAGGAUAUCUCCUUGGCCAAAGCCAAAUACAGCAUAGCAGACCUCUUCCGGAUACCCAUCCUACGCCGUGUGACCUUCUGUCUUUCCCUGGCCUGGUUUUCCACCGGUUUUGCCUACUACAGUUUGGCUAUGGGUGUAGAAGAAUUUGGAUCCAACCUCUACCUCCUCCAGCUUAUCUUUGGUGGGGUCGACAUCCCAGCCAAGUUCAUCACCCUAAUCUCCAUGAGCUAUCUGGGCCGGCACAUCACUGAGGCCACUACCCUACUCCUGGCAGGAGGGUCCAUCCUGGCUCUCAUCUUUGUGCCCUCAGACUUGCAGACCCUGAGAGCAGUACUGGCUGUGUUUGGGAAGGGAUGCCUGUCCAGUUCCUUCACCUGCCUCUUCCUCUACACAACCGAGCUAUACCCCACAGUCAUCCGGCAAACAGGUAUGGGUAUAAACAACGUGCUGACCCGCGUGGGAAGCAUGACAGCCCCACUGGUGAGAAUCACAGGAGAGUUGCAUCCCCUUGCCCCCAAUAUCAUUUUUGGGACCGCCGCCGUCCUGGGAGGCAGUGCUGCCUUCUUCCUGCCUGAGACCCUCAAUCAACCCUUGCCAGAGACUAUCCAAGACAUAGAAAACUGGUUCCCACGGGGAAAGGAGCCAAAGCAGGAGUCAGAAGCAGAAAAGGCUUCCCAGAGGAUCCCUCUGCAGCCCUGUGGACUGGACCUGGGCCCCAGCUGAGGGCAGCAGAGCCCCCUUUCCCUGCCUCCAGAGACUAAUCCCAGCCAGGUCCCUGCCUGCCUCUGGGCUCCACGGGCAUUUGGAGAGGCCCUGGGCGGGUCCAUGCUCUUAAGACAAAGUCUUCUGAGAGCUUGGUGAAGGCAUUUCCACCACCACAAGCACAGCCCCAGCCCAGACCUGACCAGUUCAAAGAUUCGACCAUCAGCCUUCCCUUCCCCCUUUGUCCUCGUCCUCCCUGCAGUCCAGGCCGUGCCAUUCUUCUGCCCAGCCCUUCCCCACCGUCACCUCUCCCAUUGUUCCAACUCCCUUUUCCUGAGGUUCCCCAGAUUCCCUGGCUCAAUCCUAACAAAGACAGCCUCCCCUUCUGGCCCUCCACCCCCUUCUUCAAUGGGAGGUUUCAAUAAACGGCAACGAAGAA
Molecule: messenger RNA, 2227 nt
Organism: Hipposideros armiger (great roundleaf bat)
Lineage: Eukaryota; Metazoa; Chordata; Mammalia; Chiroptera; Hipposideridae
Gene: SLC22A8
Product: solute carrier family 22 member 8
Exons: 14
Coding region: 181-1809 (542 amino acids)
Biological process (GO): transmembrane transport
Cellular component (GO): membrane
Molecular function (GO): transmembrane transporter activity
Source: RefSeq, a predicted model, not a curated record